Molecule: messenger RNA, 4746 nt
Organism: Plectropomus leopardus (leopard coralgrouper)
Lineage: Eukaryota; Metazoa; Chordata; Actinopteri; Perciformes; Serranidae
Gene: csrnp3
Product: cysteine-serine-rich nuclear protein 3
Biological process (GO): regulation of transcription by RNA polymerase II
Cellular component (GO): nucleus
Molecular function (GO): DNA-binding transcription factor activity, RNA polymerase II-specific; sequence-specific DNA binding
Source: RefSeq, a predicted model, not a curated record
CCACAUUUAUGAUUGUGUGGCUGUGCUGCUGUGAGAAGAGGUGAAAGGAGUCAUAGUCUGCCAGUGGAUACAGGUGCAGAUGCGGCGGGCCAUGAGUGGAAUACUGAAGAGGAAAUUUGAGGAGGUGGAAGCCUCCUCCUCCCCGUGCUCUUCCUUGCGGGAGUCUGAUGAUGAGGUCUCCUGCAGUGAGAGUGGGGAUAGCAGUGACAGUGUCAACCCCUCUGCCUCAGGCCCUUUCACCCCUGACUCGAUACUGAAGAGAGAGAAGCGCCUGCGGACAAGGAGGGUGCAUUUUGAGAAUGUGACAGUGUACUACUUCAGCCGGCGGCAGGGCUUCACCAGCGUGCCCAGCCAGGGAGGCAGCACACUGGGCAUGUCCAACAGGCACAGCUGGAUCAGGCAGUACUCCCUGGGUGAAUUUGCUGUGGAGCAGGAGAGGAUCCACAGAGACAUGCUCAGAGACCACCUGAAGGAAGAGAAACUCAAUUCAAUCAAACUCAAGCUGACUAAGAAUGGCACGGUGGAGUCUGAAGAGGCCAACACGCUCACGGCAGAGGACAUUUCUGACGACGACAUCGAUCUGGACAACACAGAGGUAGACGAGUACUUCUUCCUGCAGCCUCUCACCACUAAAAAGCGUCGGGCACUGCUGCGCUCCUCGGGGGUAAAGAAGAUUGACGUGGAGGAGAAACAUGAACUGCGAGCAAUCCGGAUGUCCAGAGAGGACUGCGGCUGUGAUUGCAGAGUCUUCUGUGACCCAGAGACUUGUGCCUGCAGCAUUGCAGGGAUCAAGUGCCAGGUGGACCGUAUGUCAUUUCCAUGUGGCUGCACAAAAGAGGGCUGCAGCAAUUCAACCGGGAGAGUGGAGUUUAAUCCCAUCCGUGUUCGGACCCAUUUCUUGCACACCAUAAUGAAGCUGGAGCUGGAGAAGAGCCGCGAGCAGCAGCAGGCGUCCCCCACCAAUGGUUACCAUAGCGAAACUAACGACCUGGGAGGCGGAAACCCUCUGGUUCAGUCCCAGCACAGGUUGGAGUACUCCCUGUCAGACGCCGUUCCACAGACAGCGAGCAUGCACCUGCAGGCUGCGGAGGACAUGGAGGAGCCACUGGAUGACGAUGACGAGGAGGAAGAUGAAGAGGAUGAGGAGGAGGAGGAAGAGGAGAAUGAAGAAGAUGAAGAGGAUGAGGAGGAUAGCAGCAGUGUUUGCAGUGGACUGUCCGAUUCCAGCACCCAGAGCUUAGCCAACAGCGACUCUGAGGACGAGGAGGAGGAGGAGGAGGAGGAGGAGGAGGAGGAGGAUGAAGAGAAGUCUGAGAACUUUCAGAACGACACCCCGGCGUCUCACACUGAGGUAGUCCCGUUGUCCUCUGUGCUGUGUUACAGCGAUGGCUCAGUGGCACAUGAAAACCACAUGAAUGGGAACUCUUAUUUGAUGAACUCCUCUUCAGCUGAGUACUACCAGCUGGGGAGCUCCAGUGCUGUCUCUAACGGCCAAACCAGCCGACCCAGUGAACCUUACGGGGACGCCUUGGCAUUCCAAGAUCCGGUCAGCGCGACCAACGGCAGCGUGGCCCAAGGACCAUUCAACAUGUCUGCCGAGCAGUACACAGACUACUCUAAUCAAACUGAGGAACAAUACACAACCAAUCACCACUUCACUCUGACCAACGGUGCUCCUGCCGCCCCGUUGACCUGCUACACGCCUGAUCAGGAGAAGAAGGUGUUGUCCAAAGCAGCGUUUGUUGAGCAGCCGGACAACCAGUUUCAAAAAUACCUGAACAAUAACACCCAGGGCUCUUACAGCAACUCAUGUAUGACUGCAGAGCAGCCACAGCAAGAGCCCGCCGUUAACGGCCACUCUGACCUGACCUUACUAGGAAACAACACUAAGAACCUCCCUUUACCAGACCAUUGCCCUGAGGUCGCAGCCAUUUAGUGGGCCUCAACUUUUCAAGUGUUCUUUCAUUAUCGCAUCUCUACUUGACCAAGUGGUAUUUCAAGGGAGCAUAAUCAUGGCCUUUUUUUCCUGCAUUAUCUGGGUUAGGGUUAGGGUAGGGGUAUCUGACCUUAAAUUUCAAAGCAAUUUCCAGCAGCACCGUAGUACAUUUUCAUGCCUAACUAAAAAAGCCAUAGGGUCAUGAUGGCAAUGUUUUUGAGGAAUGAUUCACUCCCUCUCCACCGUGGUGCGCGCUUCACUGCAACAGAACAGAUCAAGAAGCAUUUUAAAGCAUCAAUUAUGUCAUGCCGUGCAAUGUAUCUUCAGAUGUAAAGUUCUAGUUUUAAGCAGAUAUUGUACUGUAGAUGGAACUUUUCUAUGUCUACUGUAUGUGUCAAAUGUGCAAAAAAAUACUGUCAGUUUAUUUAUUGCUUCUCAAUGUGUAUACUUAUAUAUUGUAAAUGUUUUGAUAACAAUACGCAUGCUGUUUUGGGGGGAAUCUCAGUAACAUUAAGGGGUGAAAAAUGCCAUUGUUUUAUAUAAAAAAAAUGUGUUGUGUACAUAAUGUACAUUUCUCUUCUUGUUUUUGUCACUAUUCUAUGCUUUUCUAUGGUUUUUGAAAGGCAUGAAAAUGGCUGUAUUUGUAUGUUUGGAAAUAGCAUAAAACGUCAAGGAAUUAGUUCACAGCCUUUUGCACUUACGUGUGGGGGUCCAGUGGCAUGCAGUUGGUUUUAACUGAUAAAUACUUGAACAGCGUUAAAAUAUGGCCCCUCACUUGUUUUUUUUAAUUUUUUUUCUCUGCUGUUCUCUCUUAGAAUAACAUGAUUAAACAAAUGGAGUUAUUCUUUGAAGCAUUUCAUUGAUACAGGGAUACUUAUAAAGUAGCACUUUGACAUAUUUCCAGAAGAGUAGCUCGCUGAUUCAUUACAGAAAAACACUGUUUUGUUGUCUGUUUAGACCUGGUAUUAGCCUGCACUUUGGGUGAUCUAAUUACAAGUGGACAGUGCUAAAUAAAACUGUAAACAGCCACCAAGACGCAUUGUGAUUGUAUUACUCAAACCACUUGCCAUGAUGGUCUGGGACGCAUUUGUCCACGUCUUUUGUAGUGUAAGGGCUCAUUUGUGCUCAACUUCUUGUAAAAGACACUUCAUUCAAACUCAACAGAAACAAAACAAAACUCACCCAAACUGUCUUGGUCACUCUUGCUGGUAAUCUAGUUGGUAAAACAACUGUUACAACAAUCACCAGCUUAGGUUUGGUCAAAAUAAAUCCUUAAUUCACAAAGAUAGAUUUAAAAACAUGCUGUCAUUCCCCACAGUUUCUUUCAGCCAUUGCUGGCUGCUGGCUGUUUACAAUCAUGUAACUUGUCCCUCUGCCACACGGUGUCACAGUGUUUUUCAGCUCAGUUGCCUGUUCAACCAGUAGAGCUCUGGUGGUGCAUGCUGUGCACUACAUAAAGUGGGUUUAAUAGAAAGAGAAGCGCCUGUAUUUAUGAUGGAAUUGAAAAAACAUUCCUUUGGGAAUAUCCUGGUGUAUCAUAAUGCUGCCUACGGUCUACAUCUGUCCAUUCUCUGCACUCAUUUUGUCCAUUUCCUGAAAACCUAGGGAUACGGAUGAAAUAGAGCAGUACCAAAGGAGAUUGUGGUGGCAAUGCAAAGUAGCUCAAGCGAGACAUGACCAUAAGAGACAACUAAAAAUUUUAAUCAUGGCAAAAUGCAAAGAAGUAAUAAUAUUUUGUAAUAUCUAGUGAAAAUAGUUAAAAUAAUUCUCUGUCCACACGUCGGGAUGUAUUUACUGGCUGCACAGACCACCGCCAUCUGGAAUAUUGCCUCUGUUUAAAGGUACAUUAUUACAAUCUCCUCCACCAUCACCUCGUUUGUUGUUUCGUGAAAUUUUUAUUCUUCCCUCUAGUACCAUCUAUUGGCUGCAUCUAUGCCAACAGGACACGUGGAAGUAUGAGGGCACUGACGUUUACAAAUUUGAAACGAAAAAUAUCUCUUUUCAUGCGUAAAGGGAGUUUAAAUGAGCCUGAAAUGCUAAUUCGUCCUCAUGUAUCCAUGACAAGGUUCACGUCAUCAGUGCAGAAUGUGGUAGUUGUUUUGGUGACAGUGCACUAAUGCUUUACAAGUUACCCAUUUUAUGUCGAGUUGGGUGAAGUGAUGCGUGACCGAUCAUCGUUUUGCCCUUAUGGAGGAAGCGUGUUGAAUUCUGCUGACAGUAAUAUGUCCAGCUGUACUGACACAACUGCCAUUGUAAUUAAUAAGCAUGCUACACAGCAGCUAGCUAAAGUAUGGAUGUACUAACAGUGCACAGAGCAGUAAGAAAUCUGAACACAAGUGGUCAGCUGAGGACACAUGAUGAACACAGGUGUGAACAGCGAUGUGUCUUUGCUGUUCACAUGUGGUCAGAUCACUGAAAGGCAUGUUAAUACCAGGGCUGAACAGGCUCACUGAAUUGUAACACAUAAGCAUUUGAAAAGCAUCAGUAACCAGUCUCCAUCAAAGUUCUGUAGACAAACUAUUGACCCGAGAUAAUGUGUUGGUAUUUCACAAAUGAACUGCUUAUUGGAUUUCUGCUUUUGAACUCUGCAUAAGCCACAUUCCUCCGUCUGAUAACUGAGAUGUUUAUUUAUGUGGAUCCAAUAAUGAUGCUGAUUUGCUCUAUUGAAGUGUUAAGUGCAAUAGUUUGAGGGUUUAUAAUAGGCAUUUUCUGUUAGAGAGGAUCCUCAAUGAAGUGGACUGAGAUUUUUUUUAAUUGACUGUUACGGCACUUGAUAUUGUACUUAAAGCACCAUUCGUUUAAUUUUUUUU